Molecule: messenger RNA, 2108 nt
Organism: Sycon ciliatum
Lineage: Eukaryota; Metazoa; Porifera; Calcarea; Leucosolenida; Sycettidae
Product: UV excision repair protein RAD23 homolog B-like
Exons: 11
Coding region: 188-1444 (418 amino acids)
Biological process (GO): nucleotide-excision repair; proteasome-mediated ubiquitin-dependent protein catabolic process
Cellular component (GO): cytosol; nucleoplasm
Molecular function (GO): ubiquitin binding; damaged DNA binding; proteasome binding
Source: RefSeq, a predicted model, not a curated record
GUCGACGUAGUUGCAUGCAUGCAGCCUCAAAGGAGGAUAGUUUUUGACAAAGACUUCAGUGUUUGUGGUGCUCAGCAAAAAAGCUAAACGAUCUUGACUUGACCAGUGGGAGCACAGCACGUCCUUACCUUUCCUUGAAUUAUUCUGGUUGUUGAAACCUAUACGCGGUUCUUGGGAGUGCAGCAAGAUGAAGGUCACACUGAAGACGCUAAAGCAGCAAACCUUCUCUAUUGAACUAGAAGAAGGAUGGAAGGUGAAGGACCUGAAGAAUAAAAUUGCGGACCUGAAAGGAGAUGAGUUUCCCGUUGAUGGACAGAAGCUGAUUUUUUCAGGUAAAAUUCUACAUGAUGACUCAAGUCUAAGCGAGUAUACCUUUACUGACACGAGCUUCAUUGUAAUAAUGUGCAGCAAGCCACGUCAACCUGCUAAAGCUGCAGCUGCUCCGGCUGCACAGCCUGACAGCGUACCCGAGCAGGCCCGCGCUGCAUUGCGUGCCGCUGGCAUCGAGGAAUCUGGAAUGACAGCCCAAGUGCCACUGGUUUCUGGUCAGUCAUCUACAGGUGAUUCGUCCCGGCAGCCGGAAGCGGAAGGCUCGAGCUCCACGCCUGCACCAGCGUCGACACAGCCGGCAUCAACACCUGCAGCGGAGACUAGUACUACUGCUACUACAUCCUCUGACGGUGGCUCGAGCCAACCACCUGCGGCUGAAGAUCCUGCUGGUACUGCAGUGGAUGCCGAGUUUGACGGCAUGGUAGCUCAGCUCUGUCAGAUGGGAUUUGAAGCAUCACAGGUUCGUCUUGCUCUCCGUGCCAGCUUCAACAAUCCAGAUCGUGCUGUAGAGUACCUGAUGACGGGUAUUCCUGAGAGUGUCAAAACCGACUUAGGCCUAAACGCCCCAGCAGCUCCUGCAACUACAGCACCGCCAUCCUCUGGCGGUGCACCAAUGGAUACAUCUGCUGGUACAUCUUCCUCAUCAACAUCUCAGCCGACACCAGCUUCAGGUGCAGGUAAUGCACUGGCAGCACUACGCACAAUGCCGCAAUUUGAUCAGGUUCGAAAUGUUAUUCGUCAGAACCCUCAAAUGCUUCCAGCUCUGCUGCAGCAGAUCGGCUCUCAGAAUCCAGGUCUCCUGGAGCUGAUCAGCCACAAUCAGCAAGAUUUCAUUGACAUGAUGAACGAGCCUGACCUCAACUUUCCCGCUGAGCAAGGUGGCACAGCAGGCCAGCCCGCUGGCGGUAGCGCUCCCACUAUCGGUGGACAGCCCGUCAUGCCGGGAGGCGAGGGUUCUAAUGUCAUGUAUGUGACUGCUGAGGAGAAAGAAGCUAUUGAACGGCUGAAGGCUCUUGGAUUUGCAGAAUAUAAAGUGGUUGAAGCAUACUUUGCUUGUGACAAGAACGAGGAUCUCGCAGCAAACUUCUUGCUUCAGCAAGCAUAUGAUGAUUGAAUUAGCUGUCGCCGACCGUGCUCUUAUGCCGCAUCGUGCUGCACUGCUGUGCCUGCUGCUCAACCUGUUAACUGCACUGAACACAAGUUGCGUGCUGGUUGUGAGACAUGUGCUCUUCUGUAGAUAUACGCUGUCUGUUGUGCCGAUCUCUUUCCCUCUCUAUUGCCCAACAGUAUACACUUUCCUUGUCGAGCGUGUUGAGUUCCUGUGGAGUACGCCUGUACAGGUUGCAUCUCUAUAUCCCACCAGCCGAAUCGUCCAUGUCCCCGCAGAGCCAGGCACGGCACUGUGUCUGUAUGAGCGGGUUGCCACCUCGUGCAGAUCAUGUGGGUGUGCCAGUAAUGGCAAAUUGUCAUUGUUUGCAGCUUACCAUACAGAAGCACAAUUCAUAUUUUUUUAAACAGCAAACUUCUGCCUCCCUUGCCCUCCAGGUGUGCUUAUGUGUUUGUGUUUGUGUGUGUUUGUCCUCCUGUAUGCUACCCUCUCCUCCUAGUGUUCUCGUGUUGUACGUGUUAUGUUGCUAUGAACAUAGUUGUGUGGAUCACACAUGUGUGCUGCUUUUACGUGUGUUUUUUUUCUUUGCUUUCGUUACAUGGGCAAAAUUAUGAUUUUCUUUCUCUCGCAAUGACGUUUUAAAAUUAACACAAACACAGCGUAUAUUUGA